UUGCUUGCCAAUACUCCACAAGUCCUGCUUUCCUACCUAUACUUAGCGUUCAACGCACUCUACACUAAUAUGUUUGUUGCGAACGAGCUGUCGGCUUACGCUCACGAACGCAAGCCCCUCCGAGUCACUUCCCCGGUAGGCCUGCAGCGGAGUACAUAUUGGCUCAACGUGCCCUAUCGAUACGCGAUCCCUCUGACGAUGAUAUCAGCCGUAUUCCACUGGUUGACGGCGCAAAGUCUGUUCAUGGUACGAAUCACGAUUACGAAUACGGACAAGCAGGGCAAGCGCGUACCCGCUGGUCAAAUCUCGACCUGUGGCUACUCUCCUGUGGCUCUUAUUCUUACCAUCGUGGUCGCUAGCCUUAUCGCAGUCUACGGUGUGGCCAUUGGGUACAGGAGAUAUCCUGCAGGUAUGCCCUUGGCGAGCAGUUGCUCUGCGGCCAUCAGCGCGGCCUGCCACACGAACGAGCCAGGCGCAAGUUUGCUACCCGUACAGUGGGGCGCUGUAACUCAUGGUGAGAGAGAUGAAAAUGGCGAAGAGCUGGUUGGUCAUUGUAGUUUCUCUCGUUUACCGGUUGAGCUCCCGAUUCCUGGGCGUUUGUAUGCAUGA
Messenger RNA from Cucurbitaria berberidis CBS 394.84, 609 nucleotides. RefSeq lists its product as uncharacterized. The transcript has a single exon. The annotation marks the transcript as partial. NCBI's taxonomy places the organism in Eukaryota, Fungi, Ascomycota, Dothideomycetes, Pleosporales, Cucurbitariaceae. The record is from RefSeq and is a predicted model, not a curated record.